Molecule: messenger RNA, 1419 nt
Organism: Orcinus orca (killer whale)
Lineage: Eukaryota; Metazoa; Chordata; Mammalia; Artiodactyla; Delphinidae
Product: PRAME family member 12-like
Exons: 3
Coding region: 1-1419 (472 amino acids)
Biological process (GO): negative regulation of apoptotic process; negative regulation of cell differentiation; positive regulation of cell population proliferation
Cellular component (GO): cytoplasm
Source: RefSeq, a predicted model, not a curated record
AUGAGUGUGCAGAACCCCCUGAGACUCCUGGACCUGGCGGGAAUGAGCUUGCUUAGGGAUGAGGCCUCGACCAUCACGGCUCUGAAGGAUCUGCCCACAGAGCUCUUCCCCCCAGUGUUCAUGGAGGCCUUCUAUGGGAGAUGCAGCGAGACCCUGAAGGCCAUGGUGCAAGCCUGGCCCUUUGUCCGCCUGCCUCUGGGGGGCCUGAUGAAGAUGCCUCAUCUGGGAACCUUACAAGCAGUGUUGGAUGGGCUUGAUAUCCUGCUUGCACAGAAGGAUCAUCCCAGGAGGUGCAGGCUGCGGGUGCUGGAUUUAAGAAAUACCAGCCAGGACUUCUGGAGAAUGUGGUCUGGAUACAGGGUCCAUGGGUGUUCAAGCUCACUGAUGGCACAAGUGGCUGAGGACAGGUCAAGGGCAAAACAGCCCAGGGCUCCCUUGGAGGUAUUCAUAGAACUUCAUCUCAAGGAAAGGACCUUGGAUGGAUUCCUCACCUACCUCAUCAGGUGGGUAGAGCAGAGAAAAGCUUCCAUACACCUGUGCUGUAAGAAGCUGAGGAUUCUUUCAUUUCCCAUGGAAAAUAUUAUGAAGGUCCUGAGUAUGGUACAGUUGGACUGUAUCCAGGAGGUGCAAGUGAAUUGUACCUGGCAUCUGUCCACCCUGGCCGUGUUUGCUCCUCUCCUGGGCCAGAUGAAUAAAGUGCAGAGACUCCUUCUCUCCAACAUCCACAUGUCUGCACUUGGGGGGCAGGAACAGCAGCACGUUGUCCAAAUUACCUCUCAGUUCCUCAGGCUGCACCACCUCCGGGAUCUCCAUCUGGAAUCUCACUCCUUCCUUGAAGGAUGCCUGGACCAGAUGCUCAGGUGUCUGACAAACCCCUUGGACAACCUUGCAAUAACUCACUGCCUCCUUUCGGAUUCAGACUUGAGCCAUCUGUCCCAGUGUCCGAACAUCAGUCAGCUAAAGGGCCUGGAUCUGAGUGGCAUCACCCUGACCUACUCUAGUCCUGAGCUCCUCCCGGUUCUGUUGGAGAAAGUUGCAGCCACCCUCCAGGAACUGUAUUUAGAGCAAUGUGGGAUCAUGGACUCUCACCUCGAGACCAUCCUGCCGCCCCUGAGCCGCUGCUCCCAGCUCAUGUUCUUUAGCCUGCGGGGAAACCUCAUCUCCAUGACCGUCAUGGAGAAGCUGCUGCGACACACCUCCGGGCUGCCCAGUUUAAGUCAAGAGCUGUAUCCUGUCCCUCAGGAGAGUUACAGCUCUCAGCGAAUCCUCCAACCUGGGAGACUUGCACAGUGUCGGGCUGAACUGUUUGAGAUUCUGCGAGUCUUAGGACGUCCCAGGAUCAUUUGGAUUAGUUCCAGCCCCUGUCUGCACUGUGGAGAUAACACAUUCUCUCAUCCCCAGCCCAUCGUAUACCGCUGA